Anopheles moucheti is the source of this 1108-nucleotide messenger RNA. RefSeq names its product collagenase-like. The record is from RefSeq and is a predicted model, not a curated record. Gene Ontology annotation, biological process: proteolysis. Lineage: Eukaryota; Metazoa; Arthropoda; Insecta; Diptera; Culicidae. Gene Ontology annotation, molecular function: serine-type endopeptidase activity. Bases 1 to 828 code for a protein of 275 amino acids. The transcript has a single exon.
AUGAAGUCCGCACUGUUACUCUUGUUUUUCGGAUGUGUUCUGUCCACGAACGAAAUCGCGGCGCUGAAGUGUAAUCCAACCGGAAACGCCAACGUAACCGCUAACGGCAGACCUGCCUACACCGGACAGUUCCCGCACCAUGCGUUGCUGGUGGUAAGCUUCGGCGAGGAGGAAACGCGCCACUGCAGCGGUGCGCUGGUGGAUGAACGACACGUAGUAACCGUGGCACAGUGCGUCGUUGGUAGCACUGCCGUCCAAGUGCACCUUGGCUCGAACUGUCUGCUAGCGGAUGAGAACGAUCAGUUCCGGUACGUGUUUACCGGGGUGGAGUACACCGUACGUGAAGGGUACGAUACGGAGACGUUUGUGAACGAUGUCGCUGUGGUGCGAUUCACUGACGAACCGGUACGACUUCCGCCCUGGGUUCGACCGGUACGCCUACCGGAAGCGGAUGAAGAUCAGUACGUCGGACGGGAAGUUGUGACGAGUGGGUACGGAUUGAUGAACUAUGGUUCGGAUGGUGCAUCCGAUGCGCUUCAGUACAUGCGAUUGGUAGUGCUGGAGCUGGAGGCAUGCCAGGAGGAGUUCAAUUUCAUCACCCCCGAUACGGGACGGUUCUGUGCACAGGAAGCGUCCCAUGAGCGAAACUGUGUCAGUGACGUCGGCAGUCCGUUGGUGCUGAAGGAGAAACGGCUGCACGACUACGUGCUGCUUGGUUUAUCCAGCUUCGGACAGAAGUUUGCCUGCAACUCGGGUAAUCCCGGUGCAUUGCAAGAGAUGCGUGCACAUGCCGCGUGGGUAAAGGAAGUAAUGUCCCAGGCGGAAUAGAGAAAAAGAUGACCGGUUCCACAGCUGAAAAAUUAAAAACCCCAGAAAAAUGAUCUAAAUUGUUGUAAAAUAAAUUGAUUCACACACGGCACGGAUGUGCCGAUUUAAUGGCACCAUUCUCAGCACCAACAUUUUCAAAUAAAAUAAUAACUUCCAGGCAAUGCAGCAGCCCCCACACCUAGCGUAAACACAUCCACCUCGAUCGAUUUAAGCACUCUAAAUAAACACUGACCAUGUCCGACGUUGAAAAGUAUCAAAGCAUCUAAUAAAAGCAAAUACG